Molecule: messenger RNA, 1461 nt
Organism: Drosophila eugracilis
Lineage: Eukaryota; Metazoa; Arthropoda; Insecta; Diptera; Drosophilidae
Exons: 2
Coding region: 1-1422 (473 amino acids)
Biological process (GO): transmembrane transport
Cellular component (GO): membrane
Molecular function (GO): transmembrane transporter activity
Source: RefSeq, a predicted model, not a curated record
AUGUCCAGCAAGAAGUGUGAGCCGCCGCCUCAGGAUUCGCUUGCAACGCCUCAAAAGGCCACCUUUCUUCGCGUGGGCCACAAGAACCACUCCCAAUGGAAUGCCCUCGGAUCAGCAUCGUUCGUCCUGAUCUCGGGCGGCAUGAGCUUGGCCUGGGGUGCUGGAUUUGCAGUACAUUCCUCCCAUCGAGAUCAACUCCUGCUCAGUGUGCACAUGCAAGUCGCCUGGUAUGCUACCGCCAUCCUGGGAGCACUUUUCGGGGCAUUCUACACCCACCGACUGCCACAGCAACCGAUCUAUAUCUUUGGCUCCUGCCUGGUUAUUGCCUCCGGAAUACUAUUCCUAGCAUGGCCGGAAUCUCCGGGAGCCAUCAUAGCCGCCCGAUAUCUAGAUGGUUUAGCCAACGGCCUAGUUUUUGUACCAGCCCUAAGUACAGUAGGUGAGAUUGCGGUUAGCGAGAUACGUGGACUUCUGGCAUCCUCGGUAGAGCAACUCAGCUCAAAUACUGGCAUCCUGAUGCAGUUGAUCUACACGGCUGUAUGGCAGGUGGACUGGAACGUGGUCAUUGUGGCGGAUCAGGUGCAUGGAGUACUUUCUAUAAUCUACGGGGUAAUAGCCUUGGCUUUAUCCCUAACCGUGUGUGUGGAGUCACCUGUACACCUGCUGAUGAGAUCCAAUGAGCAGAGAGCCAUCGUUGCCCUGAGACACCUGCAACGUCCCUAUAUGGUGACCAGUGAAACGCUACUAAGAUUGGAUGAACAUAAACUGUAUGUGGCUGCCAAUCGGGAGAUGUGUUUGAAGGAGAGUCUACAGAAAGGGUUCCCAUCGCUCCUCAAACUCUUGGCACUCCGAUUGCUGGGCAUUCUGAGCCUGAACUAUAUCAUUUGCAGUGGUCUUUACGAAACGGCCAGUCAGUUUAUGAGCAGCUUUCAUGCCUGGAUUUAUGUGGUUUUCGGAGUGCUGCGGUGGUGCGGCUGCUUUUUUGUGGUGCUUCUAAUGGACACCACUGGUCGGAAGAAGCCCACUCUGUUCGGAACCUUCUCCACCGGUGCCUUUGCCAUUGCCUAUGCAAAUUUAUUCGGCAGAACUCCUCACAUGAUCACCGCUUUGGUGAUGUUCUUCAGUCUGCAAUUCUUCGCAGGAUUGGGACAAUGUGCCUCGGCGGUUUAUCUCACGGAAGCAUUUCCUCUGGGCAUAAAACCACAUUUGGUGGCGGUCGUUUACACAGUGGAACUAAUCACGCGACUACUACUAUGCAGCUUUGCACCAUCGAUCGUUGGGAUUACCGCCUACUUUCAUGUCCUGGGCACACUUUCCAUGGUGCUAUUUCUUCUGGGAAUCUUCUGUCUGCCGGAAACUAGACUUAUAACCUUGGCAGAGGCACAAGUUAAGUUUUCCAAAUGGUUCAAUAAAGAUUUUUGAGUACAUGGCAAGGGGGUAAUAAAGAAAGAUAAGAAUGAA